Molecule: messenger RNA, 2074 nt
Organism: Poecile atricapillus (Black-capped chickadee)
Lineage: Eukaryota; Metazoa; Chordata; Aves; Passeriformes; Paridae
Gene: LRRC43
Product: leucine rich repeat containing 43
Exons: 12
Coding region: 142-1956 (604 amino acids)
Molecular function (GO): protein binding
Source: RefSeq, a predicted model, not a curated record
AGAAAACCAGAGAUUUAUUCCCAGCCGGGCAAGCUUGGUGUUGUUCCAGACCUGCUAGAGUGUUUGGUUCCAUGGCACCAUCUCCUAGCGACAGGGACACAAGCCACCGAGCCGGGGGAUUCCCUGCCAGGCUGGGGCUGGAUGGCAGCACCUGGCAGUGUCUCGGCUGCUUUUCAGGAGUACCUGCAGCACCUGGGGCUGCAGGACUUCCCCUGUGGCCUCGGCAGCUGGAACAAAUCCCGCCUCAAUGCCCGCAGGAGCCCCCGGGCAGAGCCAGCGGGGCUGGAGGAGGCUGUGCCACCGGGAGAGGAGACCCCCGAGACGCUGCUGGAGCUGCUGAGAGACCAGCACAGCCCCUGGGCGCUGCCCCCCGACUGCAGCCCCCAGGACCAGCUCCUGCGGGAAGUGGCCGUGCUGGCACCUGAGCUCCUCCAUGGCUCCAGAGUCUUCCAGAUUGUCAAAUCCCUGCGGAUACUCGACAAGGGGGUGGAGGAGGUGGAUGAGGGUCUGCUGCGGUUCCAGCAGCUGGAGGAGCUCAUCCUCAGUGCCAACCACAUCAGCAGAGUAACCUCGGCCCACCUGCCCCGGACUCUGAAGGUCCUGGAGCUCUGUUACAAUGCUGUGGGUGAUCUGCAGGACCUGUGUGCUCAGCCACCCCCAGAGCUCCAGCACUUGGGGCUGGGCUACAACCGGCUAUGUGGCCCUUCCCAGGAAAAGCACCUCACUGUGGAUUUCUGGCCAAACCUUGUCUCCCUUGACCUGAGCUUUAACAGCCUCACGGACCUGCUGGGGCUGGUCUCCCAACUGUCCACUCUGCAGAACCUCCGCAUCCUGGUGCUCCAAGGGAACCCACUGGCUCUCAUCCCCACUUACAGAGGCUUCCUGGUGGACAGCCUGCCCAAGCUGUCCAUCCUCGAUGACAUCUGCAUAUGGCCUGACGAGAGGCAGCAGUUCCAUGGUCUGGCAAGGCAGCCAGAGCUGAUCAGGAGUGAAGCACGAGUGGUUGUGAGCAUUGGGGAGAUGAAGGGACUCCCUAAUCCCGAAGCUUUUCAGCAGCUGGAGGUUGGCUCCGAGGGUCCAAUGAUCACCUACAGCUACUGUGUGACCUAUGAGUUUGCAGAGGGAGAGGAGCUCGAGGACAGGGGCAGCCCUGAGGGAGCAAAAAUCCAUCAGAGUCCCACAGUGGCCAUGCUGGAUGUGGACAGCUCUGCUCAGGACACAGGAGAAACAAAGAGCCAUCAGGAGCCCAAGGCCCACUCUACAAAGGUGUUUGCCACCCCUGGACAGCCCUGGGCAGAAACCAUCGACUGCAGCUACAGGAAGGAACACAUUGCCAAGGACUUGGUGGGGCUGAAGUCCUACCUGGAGGCUGGAACGAUUGUCUCAGUUGUGGAGGAGAAGGUGCUCUCAUGGCCUGUGGAUGCUGAUCCAGAAGAAAACACUGUCACAAAUAAAAAGGAAGGACAGGAGCUGAAGAAGACCAGUGCAAAGGUAGGGCCUGUCCCUGUGUCCAAGGACAAGCAGAAAAAGAAGAAGCAGCAGCAGCCAUGUGAAUUCCGCAGUGACCCUCCCAUUCGGAGCAGCCUGGGCACCACAAGGGUGACCUUGGAGACCCUGCUGGCCACCGAGGACCUGGUGGCAACUGUGUGUGAUUUUGGGAUCCUGAUCCCUGAGAAACCACCAGAACCACCAGUUCUGGAGGAGAAGGAGGUAAAAAAAGGCAAAGAGAAGAGUAAAAAACCCAAAGCAGAGAAAGGAGGUUGGGCCAGCCAGAAAAUCGAGGCGUCUUCCAAAGGAAAAGGAAAAAACAAAGACACUGCUGAAGUGGAGGAGGGUCAAGAGCUCCAGCUGGUGCCGCUGACGGUUCAAUUCCAGAUGCAGUUGCUUCGGUGGCCCUUGGAAGCCAGCACCCAGAGCCAGGACGAUGUAGCCACGACAGUGGAGAACUCUCAGUGAUGUGUCCAUAGCAGAGGCGUGAGUGGAAAUAAACCACACGGGAACGCUGCGUGGAGCCUGGUUUAGCUGAACCGCCAGAGCUGGGAGAUGCCCCGGGGCUCCAUGUGGUCUCUGGCUG